Molecule: messenger RNA, 1584 nt
Organism: Dipodomys ordii (Ord's kangaroo rat)
Lineage: Eukaryota; Metazoa; Chordata; Mammalia; Rodentia; Heteromyidae
Gene: Tubal3
Product: tubulin, alpha-like 3
Biological process (GO): microtubule cytoskeleton organization; mitotic cell cycle
Cellular component (GO): cytoplasm; microtubule
Molecular function (GO): GTP binding; structural constituent of cytoskeleton
Source: RefSeq, a predicted model, not a curated record
AUGGAAGAUCUCCUAAGUCCUGAACUUGAAUUUUCCCACAGGGUGAAGAAGGCAAUGUUAUGUGUUGAGAAAUGCACAGACAAAGUUCAAAGGUUUGCUGAUGAUGAUGAUGAGGAACAGAGUUUAAGUUGUAUUGUAGGGGUGCGGCUGGUCUGGGCUGUCCUCUCAGGGCUGGCAGAAAGCUCUGGGUCCUUCUGUUCAGGCUCAGACAGUGCAAUUGUGGACAAGUAUAGACUGCAUAGAGAGUGCCUUUCCAUUCACAUUGGUCAAGCUGGUGUCCAGAUUGGGGAUGCUUGUUGGGAACUCUAUUGCUUGGAGCAUGGAAUCCAGCCAGAUGGCUUUGUUGACAGUAAGCAGGAUUCCUUGGAAAAUGCUCACAUGGACCUUGGGAAUUCUUCUUCUGAUAGCUUCUUUCAUGAGACAAGCACUGGCAAGCAUAUGCCCAGAGCACUCUUCGUGGACUUAGAACCAACUGUUAUAGAUGGGAUCCGAGUGGGAAAGUACCGUUCACUCUUCCACCCAGAACAGCUGGUUAACGGAAAGGAGGAUGCUGCAAACAACUACGCACGAGGUCACUACUCUGUGGGCUCAGAGGUCAUCAAUCUUGUGCUAGAGAGGAUCCGAAAGCUGGCAGAACAGUGCAGCGGACUUCAGGGAUUUUUGAUUUUCCGGAGCUUUGGAGGUGGCACCGGGUCAGGAUUUACACCUCUCUUAAUGGAGCAGCUUUCAGUAGAGUACAGCAGGAAAACCAAGGGAGUUCUCUUGGAGUUCUCUGUCUAUCCUUCCCCUAGAAUAUCCACUGCUGUGGUAGAGCCUUACAACUCCAUCCUCACCACCCAUUCCACCCUAGAGCACUCAGACUGUACCUUCAUGGUGGACAACGAAGCCAUCUAUGACAUCUGCCAUCAUAAACUCGGUAUUGAACGCCCCUCCUAUACCAGCAUCAAUAGUUUGGUAGGUCAGGUGGUGUCUUCCAUUACUGCUUCUCUCCGAUUUGAAGGACCUUUGAAUGUGGACCUAAUUGAAUUCCAGACCAACCUAGUCCCUUAUCCAAGGAUACAUUUCCCCAUCACAACCUUUGCCCCCAUCAUCUCUGCUGACAAAGCCUACCAUGAGCAUCUCUCCAUACUGGACAUCACGGCUGCUUGCUUUGAGUCCUCCAACCAGCUGGUGAAAUGUCAUCCUCAGUUUGGGAAGUACAUGGCCUGCUGCCUGCUCUACAGGGGAGAUGUGGUACCCAAGGAUGUGAAUGCUGCAAUUGCAUCCUUGAAGUCAAGGGCCUGUGUUCAAUUUGUGGAUUGGUGCCCCACUGGUUUCAAGGUGGGCAUCAAUCAGCAGCCACCUUCAGUGAUGCCAGGAGGCGAUCUGGCCCGGAUCCAGAGGGCAGUCUGCAUGCUGAGUAACACUACGGGCAUUGUGGAGGCCUGGGCCCGGCUGGACCACAAGUUUGACCUUAUGUAUGCCAAGAAGGCGUUUCUGCAUUGGUACAUCACAGAAGGCAUGGAGCAAGGGGAGUUCUCAGAGGCCAGGGAAGAUUUGGCAGUUCUGGAGAGGGAUUAUGAAGAAGUGGGAUUGAGUUUCUGA